UGAGAUUGCCAUUUGUUCGUCCGUUAAUUUUUCAACCAUUAGAACUUCGGAUCGAGAGAGUGCCAAAGGUUUUGAAUAAUUCCCAUUGCCGGCAAAAUACCGCUCACGAUAGUUCUAUCGUUCUAUCGAUAACAGCAAGCUUGCGGCUUCCAUCUCUUAAUGAUCGGUGAUCCUCAGGAUCUUAAUAAGCUGGCCGUGUUUUCAUAUUUCGCAUUUUCCGGCUACGGCAAGGAAUUCCGGAAAUGGAGACCAACUCAGCCGAGAUGGUAACCUGCGAUAUUUGCAGGAAAUCAAGUCGUGACAGUGGCGACGACACUCUGGUCUUUGGCGAGUGGAUGCGGCGCAUGAAUCUGACGGUGCACUACUUCUGUCUGCUCCUGUCCACCAAUCUGCAGCAGCGGGGCAACGACUCCAGCGGAAUAAUGGGCUUCCUGGUACGUGACAUCCGCAAGGAGGUAGCAGACGCCCAGAAAAGGAUCUGCUGCUACUGUGAAACACCGGGGGCCACCAUCCAGUGCAAUAAUUGUGGGAAGUACUUCGAUCUUGUCUGCACCAUCGUUAAUUGUUGCACGUUGCAGUUCGCUGGCCAGUUCCACAGCUACUGCGGCGACUGUCCGCCGAUGGAUGAAUACAGGCAGCAGUUGGUGGACCAUCCACCCACAGGCGCCACCUGCGACAUCUGCAUGGAGCCAAUUGUGCUCUUCGGGCUCCAUACCGUCGUGUUCCCCGAGUGCUGUCGUCUGGGCUUCGUCCACAAGAUGUGCAUGCGAAGGUACGCCGUUUCCUCGGGCUACUACCUCUCCUGCAUCUGGUGUCGCUCGUCUAAGUUCCGGGACAGCAUACGAUUGCAGGGCAUCUUUGUUCCUGAUCGUGAUGCGGAAUGGGAGCGGCAGAAGGAUGCCUACCGGGAGCUCCACAGGCGAAGCAUUCGCUGCGACGAGAAGGAUUGCCUUUGUAAACAUGGCAGAGCUUACAACAAGAAUAUCUGGUUCAUAUACGCCUGCAAGGUGUGUGGCUCCACGGGGGCACAUGCCCGAUGCUUGGCGAAGUCAAUGCAGCUGGCUAAGGUACCGGAACCCAUCGAGUUCAAGUGCAUCGAUUGUCAGAAGUUGGAGAAGAAUCUGGAGGAGAGAAAUCUGGGGCGGUCUUCCGCCUUAAGCCUGGAAACCAAUAAGGAGGAUAGAGUGGACAACGCGCUCUUCGUGACCAAGGAGGGGCCACAACUGCCAGGCUCCCGAUUCUCCGAAUCCCAGGGUCCCGUGUUCUCCGAGGAUGAGACGGAUUACAGCAUAGAUGCCAGCGCCGUCACAGUGAUUCCCAACGACAACCGGCAAUCCAUUGCAUCCAGCCAGGAUUCCAUGAGCCCUAUGGUAUCGCUACCGCAGGCGGAAGCGAUUGAACUCGAGGACUCGCAGCCACAUCCGUCGUCAGUGAAAUUGUUGGAGUUGCGCGAAUCCUUCAAUUGUCCGGGCGAACCCUUCUUUUAUUUGGUGGUUUACGAGUUCGAUGAGCAUGGCAUGUGCAAGGGUUCCUGCUUGCUGCGCUUCGACGAUCAGGAUCCCAGGAUCAAGGACCGCUCGGAAGAAGCCUUGAGGCGAGUUCAAAUCCGGCCAGAGGAUGUUUGGUUCCGCAACAAGGACUGCGGGCUAUAUGCCAUAGUUCACAAAUACAUGGAUAUGUUUUAACAUACAUUAUAUAAAAUAAGCGUAAAUAUUAAUAUUGAAAUUAAGAAAAAAACAAGUAACGUCAAUAAAAUAAAGCCGAAAUUGUAUAAUGCUUAAAGAAGGCCAUGUCUCAAAUUAAAUUGUUGUCU
Drosophila serrata is the source of this 1813-nucleotide messenger RNA. It is a transcript of the gene pie, whose product is annotated as pineapple eye. Gene Ontology annotation, cellular component: nucleus. NCBI's taxonomy places the organism in Eukaryota, Metazoa, Arthropoda, Insecta, Diptera, Drosophilidae. The record is from RefSeq and is a predicted model, not a curated record.